AUGGCGCUGGAGCACUGUGCUGCGGCAGCGCUGUAUAUUAGCGCCUGCAAGCGCGAGCACGCGCAAAUAUGUGAUGCCUUCGUGCAGGCCCUGGACAGGGAUGCCAAGGCUGCUGCACUUGGUCAAGGCACCGUCCCGCUCAACGACAUCGACGUCUGCUGCGUCGCGGAGGUGAUCCGCACGCUCAGCGAUGAGAGUCAGCUGCGCGUGCUGGUGCUGGAGGAGAACUCGUUUGGCCUGCCCGGCGUGACGGCGUUGAUGGAGGCAAUCGAAGCCAACCCCAAUCGCAUCCGCGAGCUGCGCCUUGGCAAGAACAACCUCAAGGACCAGGCGGCAGUGGUCAUCGGACACACACUGUCUCGCAACGGGUGCGGCUUGAAGGUGUUGGACCUGUCCGAAAACAACAUCACAAAGCUGGGCGUUAUUCCGAUUGCGGCGGCGCUGCAGCAGCCCUUUUGCGAUAUCGUGGAGUUGAGUUUCCACAACAACAAGAUCGAGUGCGACGCUGCCUCGUACCUCGGUCAGGCGCUGCGUGCAGCUCCAAAGCUGAAGCACCUUCAUCUCGGCUACAAUGCUCUGCGCGACAACGGAGCCACGCAGAUCGCUCGCAGCGUCCCCCACGCGGCGUGCCUCUCCACUCUGGACCUUACCGCCAACCGCAUCAGCCGCGAGGGUGGUGAGGAGCUGGUGCGGGCCCUCAUGACCCCUACAUGCACGGUGCAGCGCCUAAAUCUGCGCUACAACCAGCUGGAUAGCGAGACUAUCGUGCUCUUCGCCGACGUUAUCGCUCACAACACGUCCCUCAUCCAGCUUUUCCUAGGCUUCAUGAACCCCUCCCCUGAGGCGGCAGCGGCUGUCCUGUCGGCCAUCCCGCAGAACCACGCGCUGCUUCUGCUGGACAUCUACGGGUGGAAGCUGAACCCAAAGAACACCCUCGCUCUUAUUCAGGCCGUGCAGGAGAAGAACACCACCCUCGCCGCGCUCGUCACCGACGCUUGCGGUUUCAUUGCACCGCAGGUGGAUGAGGGUAAUUUGAUGCGGGAGGAGAGGCGCGACCUGCACCCCAUCUACGUGGGGCCUAACGACCGCGAUGCUUACCUGGCCACAAAGAGUCUGCGUCGCUACUCGCGUGCGCAGUCGCGCCGGCAGUCCCGCACAGCCUCUCGCGCACAGUCGCGCACGAGGGCUGAUGGCCAGCCCGCCAGUCGCACUGGCUCGUCGCACCGUCGCAGUGAGCGCGGCGGAAGCCGCCAGGCCAGCAUCUCGUCGCGCGCUGUGAGCCCGGCGGAGCAGGAGCAGGCGCCGCGGUCUCAGUGUAGCACCCCUCGCCACAGUCGGCGCAAAAGCGCCAGCGCACGCCGCCCACGCCACCGCCACGGCGAAAGCACGCCAACCGACCCUGCCGAAGCCACAAGUGCCGGCGCGCUGCUCCGAACGCCGCGCUCUGUGCCGGCGUCUAUCCGCUCCGCAUCUCGUUCUUCCAGAGCUGCAGCAGGGCAUCUGGUCCCCGUGACGUCCAGGAAUGUCGACGAGGACAUGGAUGUGCUGAUCGAUGAGUUGCAAGACACCCCAGGUGACCCGCACACAACGACGAUCCUCAAGACAAUCAUCAAGUCACUGCACGGAUCGAUCAAGCAGCAGCGCACGCAGAUCCAGGCGCUGAAGACCCGCGUGGAGGCGCUCGAGGCUCGCCGCGAGUGCCACUGCGACGUCCGUGGGGGCAGCAACAGCAGGUCCGGCACCAGCCCUCAGCGUGGUGGCAGUGCGGGAAACCCGGCAAAUUUGACUGGGCCCCUUGCGAAGGGCGGCGCCGCCGCCGCCGCAGGGAGCCAGAGCGGCACCAAGGGGCCAUCUUACCACCGCGUGAUCAGCAAGGCGGGGAUGAUUAGCUACGGAAAGAUCACCGCCACUGCGGACGCCAAUGGCAACGGAUUAUACGUGUAUCACGGUCAACCGAAUCACCAGGCACAGCACAACCCCGCUGCGCACUCCUUUCAGCGCUCCAUGAGUCGCAUGAGCCAAAACACGAGCACCACAGUUUUGGAGCGGUGCACGACGCCGCACGUUUCGCAAGAUGUACCCCCGGACAUUGCGCACCCGAACGACGAGUCUGGCGAACACCACCCGGAGGGGGUGGAGCUGCAGCGAUCCGCAGCUAUUCAGAGCUUUCCACCUCGCAUAGAGCCGUCGCCAUCGCAGGACCUCAACCCACCGCUUCGCAAGUCUGUCUCUCACGCCUUCUGA
This is a messenger RNA of Leishmania major strain Friedlin, 2244 nucleotides long. RefSeq lists its product as hypothetical. The coding region runs from base 1 to 2244 and encodes 747 amino acids. The record is from RefSeq and is a predicted model, not a curated record. Gene Ontology annotation, molecular function: GTPase activator activity; protein binding. NCBI's taxonomy places the organism in Eukaryota, Euglenozoa, Kinetoplastea, Trypanosomatida, Trypanosomatidae. The transcript has a single exon.